CGGAUGUCACACAGAGAGGAAGGGCUUGUCCUCACAUGUGAUUAGUGGGUGUGUUGUCGUUUCCCCUCAUUCAGUGCGACGUUUUAUUAAAGUUGUAAGAUGGCGACGGUACAUCUGAGGAUCGGGGACCUAGUGUGGGGGAAGCUUGGUCGUUACCCACCAUGGCCUGGAAAGAUAGUAAGCCCUCCUAAGGACCUGAAAAAACCCAGGGGAAAGAAAUGCCAUUUUGUGAAAUUCUUUGGAACUGAAGACCAUGCCUGGAUCAAAGUAGAACAGCUGAAGCCCUACCACGCCCACAAAGAGGAGAUGAUCAAGAUAAAUAAAGGAAAGCGCUUUCAGCAGGCGGUCGAUUCGGUCGAAGACUUUCUAAAGAAAUCAAAGGGGAAAGAACAGAACUUAGAUGGCAAAGGAGACUCAAAAGGAAAGAAGGCGUCCAACAAGCCAUUGAAAAUAUUGGAGGAGGACGAUGAGGAUCUGAGUGCCCUGAAGGACCCUUCUGAGAAGGACUUAACUGACUCUGACCCCGAGCCAUCCACUAUUGAGAGGCUGGGGGCUGGACCUGGCUCAGGAUUCAAAUGGGAAAGCAGUCCUGUGAAGGAUGACCCACAUUUCCAUCAUUUCCUGCUCAGCCAGUCUGAGAAGCCAGCCUCAUCUAUGGAACCCAUUAGCAAGCGCUUGAAGAUUGUUGAGGAGGACACAGGGUCAACAUCUAUCCAAGCAGCAGACAGCACAGCCAUCAAUGGCAGCAUCACACCCACAGAUAAAAGGAUAGGGUUCCUGGGACUGGGGCUGAUGGGUAGCGGCAUAGUGUCCAACCUGUUGAAAAUGGGUCAUGUUGUCACAGUGUGGAACCGCACAGCAGAAAAGUGUGACCUGUUCAUCCAGGAGGGCGCCAGGUUAGGCCGCACUCCUGCAGAGGUAGCUUCUAUGUGUGAUAUCACUUUCUCCUGUGUCUCGGACCCGAAGGCUGCCAGGGAUUUGGUGUUGGGACCCAGUGGAGUGCUGCAGGGAAUCAGGCCAGGCAAAUGCUACGUAGAGAUGUCUACUGUAGACCCAGAGACCAUCACAGAACUCUCACAGGUGAUCACGUCGCGGGGCGGUCGUUUCCUGGAGGCUCCGGUGGCAGGAAGCCAGCAGCUCUCCAAUGAUGGGAUGCUGGUCAUCUUGGCGGCUGGUGACAGAACAGUGUACGAGGACUGCAGCAGCUGCUUCCAGGCCAUGGGCAAGACCUCCUUCUUCCUGGGCGAAGCGGGGAACGCAGCGAGGAUGAUGCUGAUCCUUAACAUGGUGCAAGGCAGCUUCAUGGCCACCAUUGCAGAGGGGCUAACUCUCGCCCAGGCCACCGGUCAGUCACAGCAGACCUUCCUGGAUAUCCUGUGCCAGGGCCAGAUGGCGAGCACCUUUGUGGACCAGAAAUGCCAAAAUAUUUUACAGGGCAACUUUAAGCCAGAUUAUUAUUUGAAACAUAUUCAGAAGGACCUGAGGCUUGCCAUCUCCAUGGGCGACAUGGCCAACCAUCCAACCCCAAUGGCUGCAGCUGCCAAUGAGGUUUACAAGAGGGCUAAGGCACUGGACCAGUCAGACAAUGAUAUUUCUGCAGUCUACAGAGCCUACAUUCACUAGAGCGAGGUGUGACCUAUCCUCUGGACCACACAGUCUUUGAUCCCUUAUUAUUUCUCCCUCAUAAUCUAAUUAUUAUUAUUUUUUUUUUUUAUUAUUUUAAAAUUCUUGCCAUUUUGUUUCAUUCUGCCCCAGUGUCAGCCAUGUUACCUGCCCACAAGUCUUGGGAUAUUCUAAUUCCUUUGUUCAAAGCAGCCCAGAGCAUUGCACUGACUUUACUGGAGGAAGACAUGCUGUAAGAGUGCUCCAAAUGAGGUUGUACGGCUGCCACUGCUGCAGUUUCAUGUGGGGGCAGUUUGUCUGGUUUCUGACAACAAGAAAAAAAAAGAAUGUGGUAGAAGUAAUGUGUUUGGCAAGGAUGUGGGGGUCCAGUGCCACUGUGAAGAGAGCGGGGCGUCCGGCUCAAGCCAGAGAAAUUGUUGUCAGGUUUUGUGGAUGCAUAAACCCUAAAGAUUUUUUUUUUCUUUUUUUUGUUCAUGUGCAAAUGAGUUUAUUUAAUUGUGAUUUUGCUUUUCUUUUAAAUGUCCAGAAUUCCAUGAGAGAAAACACCAAGAACAUGCCACUGCAUUGCCUUAAUAUUGUAACCCCCUCGAGUCUUUCAAUAAUAGAUGUAUUUAUUUAUGUUUCUUUUUAGGUCUUCUGAGUGCAGUUUGGCCAUGGCUUGUUUCUGUAUUUGAUGAUUUAUGCUUUUAUGUUGGUGUUAAUGAUGUUUUUUGAGCAGGUUAAGGACAGAGUAACGGAUGUGUCGAGACCUUAAAGUGCAGUAAUAAUUGGUUUUCUCAUCAACGCUUGGGAUUACCACAUUGGAAACCCUUCAUUCUUGUGUUUGGAAGAGUUCUCAUUUCCACUGUUUUUCUUUUUUUUUUUUUUUUUAAUGUAGUUCUCUGAACUUAGAUGAAUCCACUUUUUGAGUUGCAUUUUAAGUGGAGGUCAUGAUUAAAUCCCAACAUCAGUCUUGCA
This is a messenger RNA of Scatophagus argus, 2580 nucleotides long. It is a transcript of the gene glyr1, whose product is annotated as glyoxylate reductase 1 homolog (Arabidopsis). The transcript is spliced from 16 exons. The coding region runs from base 100 to 1623 and encodes 507 amino acids. NCBI's taxonomy places the organism in Eukaryota, Metazoa, Chordata, Actinopteri, Scatophagidae. Gene Ontology annotation, molecular function: oxidoreductase activity, acting on the CH-OH group of donors, NAD or NADP as acceptor; NADP binding; NAD binding. The record is from RefSeq and is a predicted model, not a curated record.